UUUUUUUAUUUUAAGUGAACAAAUUUUACGUGUAAAAAGUAGUGGAACAAAUAUUCCAGCAAUAUUAGUUGGAAAUAAAAUUGAUUUAGCUGAUAAACGUAAAAUAACACUUGAAGAAGCUGAACAAAAAGCACAUAGUUGGUCAAUAAAAUAUAUUGAAACAUCAGCAAAAACAAAACAUAAUGUUGAUAAAGUUUUUUGUGAAUUAAUGAGAAUUGUACGACCAUUUAAAAAAGUACAUAAAAAUCUCGAUACUGAUCGUGUUGAUAUUGUUAUUGAUAAGGAAAAACAACCUAGAAAUUGUUGUCUUAUUUUAUAA
Rotaria sp. Silwood2 is the source of this 319-nucleotide messenger RNA. Lineage: Eukaryota; Metazoa; Rotifera; Eurotatoria; Philodinida; Philodinidae. The record is from the annotation of a GenBank genome assembly.